Molecule: messenger RNA, 1698 nt
Organism: Acaulospora morrowiae
Lineage: Eukaryota; Fungi; Glomeromycota; Glomeromycetes; Diversisporales; Acaulosporaceae
Source: the annotation of a GenBank genome assembly
AUGUUUAUAUAUAUCGCUGCCCCGAGUGAAGCUAAAGAUAAACUCAAGGUUCAGUGUGGUCCUACUGAUGACAUAAAGGUCAUUAGGAAGAUUAUUUUUGAGCAUUUUGGAAAAGGAUAUAAACCAAAUUGUCAAAGGUUGAUAUUUGGCGGCAAACAACUUGAAGAUGGCUACACCCUGUUUCAUUACAACAUCAAAAAUACCAACACCAUCCAAUUAUUCAAGAAGUUAAAAAAGACUUCGAAGCAAUCUUCUGUAUCCACCAUAGUUUCUAAAUCUUCCGAACAAGUAGUUGACAAUCCUGUGCAAGAUACCCAUAAUUUUGAUAUUGGAGACUAUGUCUGUGAAGAAUGCAACAAUGAUCCUCGUAAAAAUUGUAAAAAUUGUGGAUGCAAUACUUGUGGAGGAAAAGAUGAAGAAGAACACACAAUUGUAUGUGAUGAGUGCCAAUAUUACUUCCAUUUUAGAUGCCUGGAUCCUCCUCUCGAAAAGUUACCGGAAGAGGAAUAUUGGUAUUGCGCAUAUUGUAAACAUCAGGACGAGGACGUUAUCUUAGCGGGUCAAGGGUUGGACCUUAAAAAAUCCAAAAAAUCCAAGAUGCCGUCCGCAUUUCAAAAGAAGAAGUGGGGUGGUGGAAUGGCAUGCGUUGGACUCUCCAAGAGGUGCGAAAUCGUGGGUCCCGAUCACUUUGGAGCCAUUCCCGGUAUUCCAGUAGGGUCAUCAUGGAAAUACAGAAUCAGCUGUUCAGAAGCUGGAGUUCAUCGUCCUCUCGUCGCUGGGAUUGCGGGUAAAAGUUUAGUUGGAGCAGUAUCGAUUGUACUCAGCGGUGGUUAUCCUGAAGACACGGAUAAUGGGUUUGAGUUUAUCUAUACCGGGUCCGGUGGUAGGGAUCUUAAAACAGGCAAUAAGCGUACAGCCGAACAAACCUCGGAUCAAAAGCUUACUAAAACCAAUUUAGCUCUCGCGUUAUGUUCUGAUGCAGAAGUUGAUAGUGAAAGGGGGGCAAAGGCCAACGAUUGGAAAAAAGGUAAACCAAUUCGAGUGUGCCGAAGCGAGAAAUUAAAAAAGCAUAAUUUGCAAUUCGCACCUACAGAAGGAAUAAGAUAUGAUGGCCUAUAUAAAGUCGUUAGAUAUUGGCCUGAAAAAGGCAAGGCUGGAUUUAUCGUGUGGCGUUAUGAAAUGCGACGCGAUGAUGAUGAGCCUGCGCCUUGGACAACGGAGGGUAAAAAACGUAUUGCUGAACUUGGGUUGACGAUGUACGUACCCGAGGAGUUGAAGGAUGAAGAAACGAAGAAGCGUAAAUCGAAUGAGGACGGACCCCCAUCCAAGAAAACAAAGACGAAAGUUUAUAAGCCAACGAAAGAAUUUAUGAAACUUGUUAAAAAAGAUGUUAGAAAUGCACGUGUUUGGGGUGCUGUUAUGGAAAAGGAUUUUUCAACAGUUGCGGACUUUCUUUCUAUCAUGGAGGAGGAGUUUAAAUGCCCGGUCUGCAUUGAAAUGGUUCAAAAUCCUGUUACAACUCUGUGCGCGCAUAAUUAUUGUUUUGAUUGUCUCGCACAAUCUGUUCAAAAAUUUGGAAACAAGUGUGUGCAAUGCCGUGAGGAAUUUAGUUCUGAAAAGUUUGUGAUUAACGAAGAUUUAGUUACUGCAUUGGAAGCAAUGAUUCCUACAUAUAAGAAUGGUCAAAGUUUCCACUAA